This is a messenger RNA of Amphiprion ocellaris (clown anemonefish), 2737 nucleotides long. Its product is annotated as putative nuclease HARBI1. NCBI's taxonomy places the organism in Eukaryota, Metazoa, Chordata, Actinopteri, Pomacentridae. The coding region runs from base 1131 to 2168 and encodes 345 amino acids. The transcript is spliced from 6 exons. The record is from RefSeq and is a predicted model, not a curated record.
UAGAAAUAGUCUUGUCUUUGUCUUUUGGCAGUUUGGCCUGUCUGACACUUGGUUUAUUCCUGUUUAAGCUUUUGCACUCUUUUUUCUUGGAUUAGUUUUUAUUUGAACUUUGCAUUUUCCCUGGAUUCUCCAGCUGUCUCGUUUGCUCGCCACCUUUUGAAACAAAGCAGAGUUGCAGAAAGAGGAAAGUUUACCAUCUUCACGUGUAACUGAAGUGGAACUCUAGUGCCCUCUACUGGUGAAAAGCGGCACAGGAAGUGCUUCUCUAAGAAGAGGUCGCUUGACAUGAGGGGGGGACACUGCCGAAAAGUCACGUAAGGACGGAAGAAAAACAUUUCCACGCGGUUGUUGUUCGACGCGAAGCUUGUGUAAAGGAUUCUAAGCACCCAGCUGGAAUGGGAACAGCCCUUACCGUGUUUUAUUUUGAAGUAAGACUGACGGACAAAAAAGUUGCAUUUUAUGUUCAAAGUAACGUUGAUGGCUGUAUGUAAAUAAACGCUUUAAGAAGCAUGAGGGGUCCGUUUCACAAAGCAGGCUUAGUGAAAACUCUGAGUCUGUUAACCCUGAAAUGAGGGAAACUCGGACUUUUCUGUUUCAAAAAAGGAGGUAACUCAAACCAGACAAAGAGGGGUAACUCUAGCCUGUUUCAAAGAAAGCGGUAACUGAAGCUCUCGGUCAGUUACCAUAGUAACGGGACUCUAUAAACCUGACCUGGUCGGGACCAGGUUUAUCUCAACUCCCUUUUCGAUAGAACUGGUUCCAGUUCAAUUUCAGAGCCAGUGCCAGACUUGGCACCGGCUUUUUUUGUUUCCAUCAACGUUGCGGAAGGCUACGCAUGCAGUGACGUACUGACGUUUUACGGUGACGCAAUGACGCGGCUCCAACUUGCCUCCUUGCCAAUGGAAAAACAAACCGGUUUUUAGGAGGUACGAGAUUUGAACCAAAAAAGCACCGACACUUAACUAGAACCAAACUAGCAGCUGGUUCUCUUUGGUCGAAUAGAAGUCUCAGUAAACCUUGAGUUUCUCUCUGUCUCCGCCCUCUUUCAGCCACCCGCUAUUUGAUUUCCUCAUUCGCUCAUUCAGCCAUCAGGCUAGUUUUGGCGAAGCCUAGUUCUGCCGUCUGUCAAAAUGUCAUGUCCUUUCAUUAACGAUCCAGUGGAUGAAGGAGCAGCGUUACUGCGCAGAGAAUUAAAUAUUCGUCGUGAGAUUAUCAGACCGCGCAUAGAUGUUCUCGCAUUCCCAGACAGUUAUCUUUUAGAGCGGUACCGUUUCACAUCACAGUCCAUAAUCUACAUACACAACCUAAUCCGUCCUUACAUUUGCAACAUGACCAACCGCAGUCAUGCUCUCACAUCCCAUCAGAUAUUGUGUGUUGCGCUGCGGUUCUUUGCAAAUGGAAGUUUUUUAUAUAAUGUCGGAGAUGCAGAGCGCUUCAGUAAGGCAACUGUAUGCAGAGCUGUCAGAAAAGUGUGUCUGGCCCUGAAACGACUUUUACCCAUCUUUGUGGUUUUCCCUGGACAUAAACCUGUCAGAGCCAUCAAGGAGAAGUUCUACAGGAUUGCAGGAUUUCCCGAUGUGAUUGGCUGCAUAGACGGCACACACAUCCCCAUCACAGCUCCCUCACAUAAUGAAGCUGAUUAUGUGAACAGGAAGUCCAUUCACAGCAUAAAUGUGCAGAUCAUAUGUGAUGCUGCAUACAUCAUUUCCAAUGUGGAGGCCAAGUGGCCUGGGUCUGUUCAUGACUCAAGGAUUUAUCAUGAGUCUAACCUGAGCAACAGACUGCAACGUGGAGAGUUUGAUGGCCUUCUGCUGGGUGACAGGGGUUACCCAUGCCAACCCAGGCUGAUCACCCCAUACCCUGACCCUGAACCAGGCCCCCAACAGAACUUCAACGAGGCUCAUUGCAGGACAAGAGCCCGGGUGGAGAUGACCAUAGGCCUGCUGAAAGCCCGUUUCCAGUGUCUACGUCACCUCAGGGUGACUCCUGAGAGGGCCUGUGAUAUUAUUGUGGCAUGUGUUGUUCUUCAUAAUAUUGCCACUAUUAGAGGAGAGCAACACCCUGCCGUACAAACUGAAGACCCAGAUGAUGACCUCAUCCACCUGCCAGCUAUCCAGGACGGCAGAGCAGUCAGAGACACCAUAUGUAAUAAUCACUUUAGAGUUUAAGUCACCAUCAUCACCACCACAGCAGUGAAAUAAACACAUGACAUACAUUUCAUUUGGUCUUCUUUAUUUCCUACAGAUAAAAGAGCUAGUUUAGUUCAUAUGCCAAUAGUUCACAUAAUUCACCUGUGACCUGCAUCCACCUCUAACUUGUGCUCCAGUAUUUCAAUUUCCAGAUCUGCCCUCCUAAUCUGGCGGUCCAAGUAUUGCAUUUCUUUAUCCGUUUUCUGGAUUUUCUUCAGCAAGUGCAUUUUGUAAAUCUGUUUUACUGAUAACUGGGAAUACAUAGAGGACAUUAAAUUAUACAGUUGCACAUGAAUUCCAUGGACUGAACCUCUGGUGUUUACUGAACAUCCACCUCACUGUGUCAAUCUGUGCAGUGGAAGUUGAGGAAGCAUCCUGCUGCUGUCCAGCCAUGCUCUGUUAAAAAGGAUGAGAAUGUGCAAUACUUCAGUGUAGGUUAAAUGUCACACUCUAUAUUCCACCAGAAUGUUACUACCAUUUGGCUAAAUCUUUGAAGUAUUGCCUACUUAUAGUUACAAGGUGUGCUUUGGUGUGAAGGGGCUCCACCA